Molecule: messenger RNA, 3482 nt
Organism: Hordeum vulgare subsp. vulgare (domesticated barley)
Lineage: Eukaryota; Viridiplantae; Streptophyta; Magnoliopsida; Poales; Poaceae
Product: kinesin-like protein KIN-7A
Exons: 15
Coding region: 339-3188 (949 amino acids)
Biological process (GO): microtubule-based movement
Molecular function (GO): ATP binding; microtubule motor activity; microtubule binding
Source: RefSeq, a predicted model, not a curated record
CACAACCUUUCCUAACCCAAAGUGCCGUUGCGGCCUCACUCACUCACCCCGCUCCCCCCUCUCCACGCGCACCCACCCUGCCGGAGAAUUCAAACGGAAGCGCCACCAACGGGAGCAGCAGAGGCCUCCUCCUCCUCCUCCUCCUCGCGCGCGCACCGGCGGCGGCGGCGGGCGUCCUCGGAUCGAUCGCUGUCCCGAUCCUGGCGUCCCUUCCCACAACAACUUCUUGAGAAAGCUGGAUAAUUGCCAUUUUGCACAUCCUUCCUGGGUCCACUUCACAUUGAAGGCUUGACUGAAGGGCCUCUGUGGUUUUCCAUAGACCUCGAGGAUUUUACAAAAUGAGUGCAUCAAGGCCGCCAACGCCAAGCACCCCUGCGUCAAGGAUUCAACGCACACCAAUGGUUACCCCUGGUGGCAGCUCCAGGGCUCAGGAGGAGAAGAUCCUUGUCACCGUGAGGGUGCGACCAUUGAGCAAGAAGGAGUUGGCCAUGAAGGACCCCAAGGUGGCAUGGGAAUGCACUGACAGUCAGACAAUCUUAUACAAGGGUCCACCACAGGACCGGGCAGCACCCACCUCUUACACUUUUGAUAAGGUGUUUGGGCCAGCAUGCCAGACAGACUUGGUUUAUGAAGAUGGAGCUAAGGAUGUUGCUAUGUCUGCAUUGACAGGCAUUAAUGCCACGAUCUUUGCUUAUGGUCAGACAAGUAGUGGGAAAACAUUCACCAUGAGAGGUGUGACAGAGAGCGCUGUCCGUGACAUUUACAAACACAUCGAAAACAAUCCUGAAAGGGAAUUCAUUAUCAAGAUAUCUGCUAUGGAAAUAUACAAUGAGAAUGUGAAGGAUCUUCUACGACCCGACUCUGGGCCCCUUCGCUUGUUAGAUGAUCCUGAGAAAGGAACCAUCGUGGAGAAGUUGGAUGAAGAAAUUGCCAAGGAUAGCCAACAUCUAAGGCAUCUAAUAGGCAUUUGUGAAGAACAAAGACAGGUUGGGGAAACUGCACUAAACGACGCAAGUUCACGUUCCCACCAAAUCAUUAGGCUGACUGUGGAGAGUAGGCUGCGGGAAGCGUCAGGCUGUGUUAAAUCUUUUGUUGCUAACUUGAAUUUCGUUGACCUUGCUGGAAGCGAGCGUGCUGCACAAACACAUGCAAUUGGUGCAAGAUUGAAAGAAGGCGGCCAUAUUAAUCGCAGCCUGUUGACUUUGACUACUGUCAUCCGAAAGCUAAGCUCAGAGAAGAGAAGUGGUCACAUACCCUACCGGGAUUCAAAGCUCACCCGCAUUCUGCAACUUUCUUUGGGUGGGAAUGCAAGAACAGCCAUCAUCUGCACCAUGAGCCCAGCCCUAACACAUGCAGAACAAUCGAGGAAUACUUUAUUCUUUGCGACAUGUGCCAAGGAGGUCACAAAUACUGCAAAAGUUAACAUGGUUGUAUCUGAUAAGCAACUGGUUAAGCAUCUACAGACAGAAGUUGCUAGGCUAGAAGCAGAACUGAGGACCCCUGACCGUGCCUCCUCUUCUGAUAUCCUCGCCAGAAAGAUUAAGCAGAUGGAAAUGGAAAUGGAAGAGCUACGGAAGCAACGAGAUAGCGCACAAUUAGCACUUGAAGAAAUACAAAAGAGGACCGGUGAUAACCAGCCAGGUUGGAAUCCCUUUGACUCACCACAAAAGACCAGAAAGUGCCUCACAUUCUCUGAGCCAAGUAAUAAGAUUAAGUUAAGGAGCUCAGUUAGACAAUCAUCCACUGCUCCGUUCAUGUUAAAGCAUGAAAUUCGCAAGCUUGAGCAGCUACAACAACAACUUGAAGUUGAAGCGAACCGAGCAAUUGAUGUACUGCACAAGGAGGUUGAAUGCCACAAACAUGGGAACCAAGAUGCAGCAGAAACUAUUGCUAAACUUCAGGCAGAAAUCAGGGAGAUGCAAUCUGUUAGAUCUGAGAACAGAGAUGUUGAGAUGGUUACAGAUGAAGGAAAUGGGUCUGAUUUGAAAGAUGAAAUUACUAGACUUCAUCUGCAAGACAGUGACAUUGCCAAACUUGAGGCAAAACUAGAAAAUGUACAGAGAUCUAUUGACAAAUUGGUAAUGUCACUUCCAAAUGUUGAGACUACUCCAAAUUCCAAGAGAUCAAAGAAGAAGAAGAGGAUGCUUCUUCCACUGGGUGUAAGCAACAGACCAAAUCUGAUCAGAGCACCUUGCUCUCCCCACUCUUCUAGCAGGCCUUUGGAGUCCGAAGUUGAAAAUAGGGCUCCAGAGGGGGACAAGGUGUCCCACGAGGGUUCAGAAAAGGCUACUCCCACCAAGAGUGAAGACACUGGGGAUUUAUCAUCACGUGAUGAAACUCCACGCGGCAGGCGAUCCAGCUCAGUGAACAUGAAAAGAAUGCAGAAGAUGUUCCAAAAUGCUGCCGAAGAAAAUGUGAGAAGUAUUAGGGAUUAUGUCACUGAACUGAAGGAGAGAGUGGCGAAACUUCAGUACCAAAAACAGCUACUUGUCUGCCAGGUAUUGGAGCUGGAAUCUAAUGAAGGCAAACCAAAUGAGAUGGAUGAAGAUCAAGUGGAAAAUGCCGGAUCUCUGCAGGACGGUCCUGAAUCAUGGGAGAUAUUAUUUAAGGAGCAGAUGCAGCACAUCAUACAAUUGUGGGAUCUCUGUCAUGUAUCAAUCAUACACAGGACCCAGUUCUACCUGUUAUUCCGAGGGGAUAUGGCUGAUCAGAUAUACAUCGAGGUUGAAGUUAGAAGAUUGGCAUGGCUGCAGCAGCAUUUCGUUGAGGUCGGUGACGCAAGCCCUGCUGCACUUGGUGAUGACCCUGCAGUUUCUCUAGCCUCAAGUAUGAAGGCGUUAAGGAAUGAGCGAGAAUUUCUUGCGAGAAGGAUGGGCUCAAGGCUGACAGAAGAGGAGCGGGAGCGCCUCUUCAUCAAAUGGCAAGUCCCCCUCGAAGCGAAGCAGCGGAAGCUGCAGCUUGUGAACAAGCUCUGGGCAGAUCCCAACGACAAAGCGCACAUUGAGGAGAGCGCCGACAUAGUAGCUCGGCUGGUUGGCUUCUGUGAGGGUGGGAAUAUCAGCAAGGAGAUGUUUGAACUCAAUUUUGCGCUCCCUGCGAGUAGGAAGCCAUGGCUGAUGGGCUGGCAGCCAAUCUCGAACAUGAUCAAGGAGAAAACUCGCCAAUUGGUUUCUACUCCAUUACAGUGAGGAAAAAGGAGCUGAUAUUUCAUACUGGGGAUGGGAUUCGCCAAGGUGAACUGCAUUGAGCUUUUUCUGUGUUGGUCGAGGAAGUCUGUGGAAUUUGCUUGAGAUAUGUAGAUAGCUCAAAAUCUUUGUUGGUGAAGGAAGGCUGCGAAAUUUGCUUGAGAUAUGUAGAUAGCUCAAAAUUCUUUAGAAUGUUUAUGACUUGUUGUCAUCUACAUUCUGCAUGUAUUAAUUUUGUAAGAAUGUUCAUAACUUGUCAGUGAUCAUUGGAUGAAAAUAACUUGUCAGUGCUUAAAA